Ctenocephalides felis (cat flea) is the source of this 549-nucleotide messenger RNA. Its product is annotated as small proline-rich protein 3-like. Lineage: Eukaryota; Metazoa; Arthropoda; Insecta; Siphonaptera; Pulicidae. The transcript has a single exon. The record is from RefSeq and is a predicted model, not a curated record. Bases 1 to 549 code for a protein of 182 amino acids.
AUGCAGGGGCCUAAGAGACAAGGGGCUAUACAAGUACAGAGACAAGGGGCUAUACAAGUACAGAGACAAGGGGCUAUACAAGUACAGAGACCAGGGGCUAUACAAGUACAGAGACAAGGGGCUAUACAAGUACAGAGACAAGGGGCUAUACAAGUACAGAGACAAGGGGCUAUACAAGUACAGAGACAAGGGGCUAUACAAGUACAGAGACAAGGGGCUAUACAAGUACAGAGACAAGGGGCUAUACAAGUACAGAGACAAGGGGCUAUACAAGUACAGAGACAAGGGGCUAUACAAGUACAGAGACCAGGGGCUAUACAAGUACAGAGACCAGGGGCUAUACAAGUACAGAGACCAGGGGCUAUACAAGUACAGAGACCAGGGGCUAUACAAGUGCAGAGACCAGGGGCUAUACAAGUGCAGAGACCAGGGUAUACAAGUAUAGACCAGGCCGCAGGCCAUUCGAGCAAAAUCCAAGACAUUCGAGGAAAAGUCAGAGGAAAGCCUGAAGUUAUGUCAAAUUCGUCUAUAAAACUGAUGAAUUCUUAA